GAACCUGAGUUCGAGACCCUCCAACUACAUGCAGGGCAAGAACCUGAUCCUGUGAAUGGCUCUCGCGCCGUCCCCCUCUUCCAAACAUGUUCCUACAACUUCAUGGACGCAGCAGAUGGUGCGAGCAAGUUUGCUUGGGAGAAAGACGGGUAUGUGUACACGCGGAUGGGGAACCCGACGAUAGGGGUACUAGAACAGAGAAUGACGAUGUUGGAGGGGGGUGUGGGGGCUGUUGCUACUGCUAGUGGACAUGCUGCACAGGUAGGUAGGGUUUUGAAAAGACGGCUGGGAAGAUGCUGAUGAUACUAGUUUAUGGCUAUCACGUCUGUGAUGGAAUCUGGAUAUAAUUUUGUCAGCACGAGUUGGCUUUAUGGGGGGACUUACAACCAGUUUAAGGUUUACCUUAAGAAGUUCAAUAUUCAUGUUAAGUGGGUUGAAGGACAGGGUGAGUCAUAUUUCUUUUUUGAAUUAUAUCCUUCGAGGUUCAGUAUAUUCUGAUUAUAGGUAGAUCCUGCGGCAAUUGCGGCUGCAAUUGAUGACAAAACUCGAGCUGUGUAUAUUGAAACGAUUGGAAAUCCAAAACAUAAUGUCCCGGAUAUUGUGAGUAUUCAUUUCCGGCAAACUGCCUUCUCGCUGGAUCGACAUGGAACCAAAAAUAUGCUUGAAGUUCUCAUACUAGUCUUAUGGCCUGUCUUCCGUCUACAAUCAAAUUAUGCCUAGAAACUUAUACUGACGGAGACCCUAGGCGGCUAUCGCUAAAGUGGCACAUGACGCUGGAAUUCCGUUGAUUUGCGAUAACACUUUCGGAAUGGGUGGGUAUGUCCAGAGGCCGUUCUCGUUAGGAGCCGAUAUCAUCACACAUAGUGUUACGAAAUGGAUUGGAGGUGAGUACUUAUUUCCUUUGACGUAUUCUGAAUCCGAUUUGCUUGAGGGCGAAGAUCAGACCGAGCCACCAACUGUUGAGUCUGAGUGUGUUCUAUUUUAACACAUGUAUCUCAGGACAUGGAACAUCAAUGGGAGGAAUAGUGAUCGACGGCGGAAAGUUUGACUGGUCCAAAAGUGGAAAGUUCCCGGGCUUUACAGAAGUAGCAGACGGUUAUCACGGCAUGAAAUUCUGGGACAAAUACGGAUUUCACGCCCUCGCACACAAACUACGAAUGGACGCCAUGCGAGACCUCGGACCAUGUAUAAGUCCCUUCAACGCGUGGUUAUUCCUCAUGGGUCUCGAAACGCUCAGCCUGCGUGGAGAAAGACAUUGUCAGAACGCUCUCGCAUUUGCGGAAUGGCUUGAAGCGCAUCCUCUCGUCAAUUGGGUGCUGUAUCCGGGGCUUAAGAGUCACCCCGAUCACGAAUACGCAACUAAGGAGUUGAAGAAUGGAUAUGGUGGUGUCCUGACUUUUGGUGUCGCUGGUAGUAUUGAGGAGGUAAGUGCGGUUGUUGAUAAUUUGAAGCUGUGUAGUCACCUGGCGAACGUGGGAGAUGCGAAGACUUUGAUAAUUCACCCAUGGCGGACCACUCAUCAACAGUUGCCGGAUGAGGAGAAGAUUCAGGCGGGUGUGACGCCAGAUCUUAUACGUGUGAGCUUGGGGCUAGAACACAUUUCUGAUAUAAAACACGAUUUCCAACAAGCUUUCGAUGGGGCGGGAUUGAAGACGACGCGGAAAUAA
Hymenoscyphus albidus is the source of this 1667-nucleotide messenger RNA. NCBI's taxonomy places the organism in Eukaryota, Fungi, Ascomycota, Leotiomycetes, Helotiales, Helotiaceae. The record is from the annotation of a GenBank genome assembly.